Molecule: messenger RNA, 267 nt
Organism: Miscanthus lutarioriparius
Lineage: Eukaryota; Viridiplantae; Streptophyta; Magnoliopsida; Poales; Poaceae
Source: the annotation of a GenBank genome assembly
AUGGCCUCCACGAGGAGCACGACGGCGGUGCCGGUGAUUGGCCUGGGCACAGCGGUGAUAUUCCUCCAGCAGGACGACACCAAGAACGCGGUGCUUGCGGCCAUCGAGCUGGGCUUCCGCCACUUCGACACCGCCUACUUGUACGGGACAGAGAAGCCCCUCGGCGAGGGCGUCGCGGAGGCGGUGCGGCGCGGGCUCAUCAAGUCCCGGGAGGAGGUGUUCGUCACGUCCAAGCUGUGGUGCACGCAGUGCCACCCGGACCUUUGA